AUGGGGGCCCUGCGUCGUGGUAAGGGGGCUCAGCGGGCUCGUGGGACGGCGGUGCAUCACCGCGAUGUGCCAUGGGUCUCUAUGCCUAUAUCCUCUGCGUCUGAAGCAGUCAAUGAGACGACCGAGGAAGGAUUCGAGGGUCUUGACAUGACCGGCGACGACUUUCUCGGUCUGCAGGCUGCCGAAGGUUUUGACGUCGUAUAUGAGACGGAUCCAACGAGCAAGAACAAGCGCAUGCGCAUAGUCAAGGUUGAUGACCACAGAAAAAAAAAGGAUGCACGUACGGAGUCCCGCGUGCCAGCUCAGAGCGACAAGAGCCGUCCAGUGACCAAGGCCGAGCCAUCGGCCGAUGAGGACGAUGUACAGGCCGGCAUGCCCGAGAAACCGGCCGCCAAGAGAAAGGCGAAGCGCCAUGAAGCAAUCUUGGAUGAUUUGGAUGUGGGAAAGGCACUCCAAAUGGCGCGCGAGCAAGAGCUGCUCCUCGACGACGAUGCGGGCGACGACGGGAAAGAGGCCGCGGAGGCAGCUCUGCCAGGCUGGGCGUCGCUGCCGUUGCACCCUCGUUUGAAGCUGGCUCUCUCGAAGCUUAAUUUUCAACAACCGACACAUGUGCAGGCGCAAGCGAUUCCCCCAUCCAUGGGGGUGGAUGGCGCGCCGCGCGAUGUCGUGGGCAUUGCUCAAACCGGUUCGGGCAAGACGUUGGCGUAUGGUCUUCCUAUUUUGCACUACAUCCUGGAAAACUCGGCGAACUCGACGGAAGCGGAGCGGCCGCUGGAUGCACUGGUCCUGGCCCCAACCCGUGAGCUCGCGUUGCAGGUGACUGCGCAUUUGCAAGCGCUCACCGAGGCGGGUGGUCGCUUUGCGAACGUGGCUGCUGUGUGUGGUGGAAUGUCUGUCCAGAAGCAACAGCGGGUCUUGCGGCAGCAUGGCGGCUCGCAUAUCAUUGUGGCCACUCCUGGUCGUCUGUGGGACAUGCUCAAGCACGACGACGCCCUGGCACUGCGUGUGCGUCGAGCACGCUUCCUAGUGAUUGACGAGGCGGAUCGGAUGGUGGAGGCCGGGCACUUUGCCGAAAUGGAUGCCAUCCUGGGAAUGGUGCGCCGGACGAAAGGGGCCGUCGUGGAUGCCAACGAAGAGAUGCAAACGUUUGUGUAUUCUGCGACGAUGGCCAAGGCGUUGCAGACCAACCUAAAAAAGGCGAACUGGCGCAAGAAGCAGCGCCAGUCACAGCCCAGCAACACCUUGGACGACCUAUUAGCGCGCGUUGAUUUCCGGGACGCAGAGCCACUGGUCGUGGAGCUGGUGCCGGAGCGCCAUGUGGCCGACACACUGUGGGAGACCAAGGUUGAGUGUGUGGGAAAGGACAAAGACUCGUACUUAUACUACAUCUUGCUGCGGUAUCCUGGGCGCACGCUCGUCUUUCUCAAUGCAAUUGAUGGUGUGCGGCGACUUGUGCCAUUGCUCACGACGUUGGGCAUCGCUGCAUUCCCGCUGCACGGACAGCUGCAGCAGCAGCAGCGGCUAAAAAACCUGGACCGUUUCCGCAAGACGCCCAAUUGCGUCCUCCUAGCGACGGAUGUGGCAGCCCGUGGUAUCGAUAUCCAGGGUGUGGACCACGUGGUGCACUUCCAGCUGCCCCGCUCCGCAGACACGUACGUGCAUCGUGCUGGGCGUACCGCACGCGCGGGUCACAUUGGUGUGUCGAUCGCGCUCAUUGAGCCGUCUGAAAUGCGCCUGUGGCACAACAUUUGGCAGGCGCUCCAGCGGGCGGACACAGUAGCGGCGCUACCGGUGGAAUACGCCUUUAUGAACCCAAUUCGCGAGCGUCUGGCCGUAGCCAAGGAGAUUGACAGGCUCACGCACGUGCAAACCAAGGCGUCGCACGAUGACGCCUGGCUGCGCCAGCUUGCGGUGGAUGCUGAAUUGGACUAUGAGAGCGAUGCAAGCGAUCCCGAUGCGGACCACGUGGGGCGCAAACGCAAGCGACACGCCUCGCCCCCCGGGCUCGCGCGGCUCAAGCAGCAGCUGGCCGAGAUGCUGGCGCGGCCCCUGCGCGCACGGGGCGUAAGCCAAAAGUACAUUACCAACGAUGCUGGCAGGUGA
Molecule: messenger RNA, 2103 nt
Organism: Malassezia sympodialis ATCC 42132
Lineage: Eukaryota; Fungi; Basidiomycota; Malasseziomycetes; Malasseziales; Malasseziaceae
Gene: MAK5
Exons: 2
Coding region: 1-2103 (700 amino acids)
Molecular function (GO): nucleic acid binding; ATP binding; RNA helicase activity
Source: RefSeq, a predicted model, not a curated record